This is a messenger RNA of Guyanagaster necrorhizus, 1460 nucleotides long. RefSeq lists its product as uncharacterized. The record is from RefSeq and is a predicted model, not a curated record. The transcript has 4 exons. Bases 141 to 1460 code for a protein of 439 amino acids. NCBI's taxonomy places the organism in Eukaryota, Fungi, Basidiomycota, Agaricomycetes, Agaricales, Physalacriaceae.
CAGGUCCUUUUUCCCCCCAACGGUCACCAUCUCGUACGGCAUUUCUUUGAGUCUUUUGUACUCUUACAGUACGCCAACAUCAACUUGAAGUCUGAAUUAUCAGAAAAUUUGUCCUUUACUUCCUCUUCCAAUCGCAGGACAUGACGCGGCUCACCAACGACUCCAUCAGCUCAAACUCGCAUCCCAGCCAUAGAAUCCGUCAAAGGAAACUGCAGAAGUACCAAACGACUCCUAUCGCACUGAAAUCGGAGCCAAAGCAAGAACAAGUCGAUGCUAUCAUUCACCGUAGUUCCCCUUCUCCUUCAAAGGAUCUAGGAUGGGACCACCCCGACGAGCUGAACUACCUAGAUGCCUCAACCUGGUCCAGAGACGAUAUCGUCAAACAUGUCGUCACCAACUCAUUUUCUGUCCCCGGGCGGACCCACCGUUCGAAAUGGGCCACCAUCACCUCCGAGGCUGAUGGGUCGACAACGGUGGUUCCGAACGUGUAUCGAAUACCGCUUAUGUUCGUGGGGGAAUUUAUGUGGAGCUCUCUUCGGUUGGUCCUGGGGGACGAUAAGGAGUGGAACGAGUUCAAGACUGGGAUCCUGCAUGUGUCGAGGCUCUGUAAAGCGUUUCUGGACGAGAUUAGGCGGGCGAUGAGUGAAGAGGGUAUUGGGAGGAGCUGGCGGUGUGCGAUGUUCGACCGGGCACUGAUUAGGUAUCGUAUGGGCUGGUUGUUAUCCCAUCCGAGGUAUCUGAAGGAGUUUUGGGAGAUGUAUGGAGAGGAGGAGUAUCGGAAAGACGCUGUCAAAUUUGAUUGGAAACGACUGGUGUUGAAGGGACUGAAGGGAUUCCAACUUGAUGAAGAACAGAUCGAGACUGGGAUGACGGCUCUUCGGUGGAUGAGCGGGCUAAAGGAGAUACGCGGCCUUUGGAUAUGGGAUACGAGCGAGAAGCCGCUCUCUGCGAGGAACGCGCAGGAUUACCUGGAAACGUGGCAACGUACGAGGCUCUGGGGGGACCGGCCCGCGUCACCGCCCAUAGCAUCAGCCGACUAUCAAUCCGUCGACACCCUUUCAGGGAAAACGCAUGCUUUGGCGUCUUGUGAUCCCGAAAAGGUGGUCGUACCUCCUGGCCUUGGCUGCGACCCGGUCGCUUUCCCCAUACCCUCCCCCUCACCCGAGUUCUUCAAACUUCUCCGAUUAAAGUUCCAGUCCCAAGAACGGCGCAUUGCUGUGUUGGAGAAUGAGGUGUCCUUGCUGAGAAAAUCAAAGGGGAUUAGAGAGACCGUUCAUAUUCCCGAACACGCGGUAACGUUUGUACCUACCCCCAAUUUCCCGGAACUCUCUGACCCCGAUUGCUCGACGAGUUUUUGGCGACACCCGUUGGAGCAGCUGUUAGAUUUGGAUUUGGACAUGGAAGAGGAAGCUCCAACGGCGUUUGUUAAACAUCAGGCCUCUGUCACGAUUGAAGGAUGA